ACGUUAGCAGGCGAUCGCAUCUCCAAGCACUCCAUCAAUCGUCCCCGUGACCAGAUUUUCAGUCACCGAUAAUCUGGCCAACACAUAUCCAUCUAGCAACAUUUCGAUCUACCUGCGGCGAUAUCUAUCGAUCGAUCCUGGAGAGUCCAGCGCUCUAGUGGAUGAAUGGCGGUGGAGCAAAACCCUUGGCAUCGCGCUCAUAAUGCUUGGGGGACAAAUUAGGUCUGGCGGUGGUUUUAGGUCUUCGGCGAGAGAGAUCGAUUCCAGUGCUUGGCGCCGGGGCAAUAAUGAUCAAGCUUUUCAGCGUCAAGCAGAAGCAAAAGGAAGCUGCCGAUGGCGCCAAUGGCAAACCCAGCGCCGGCAAGAAGCAAACGCCCGGAGAGUUGCGCGUCCAAAAGGAUAUCAGUGAGCUCAACUUGGCGAAAUCUACGUCCAUCAGAUUCCCCAACGGGAAGGAUGAUCUCCUCAACUUCGAGAUAACCAUCGGACCGGACGAAGGCUACUACCACGGAGGUUUGUUUGUUUUCACGUUCCAGGUCUCGGGAAUCUAUCCUCACGAAGCUCCCAAAGUAAAAUGCAAGACCAAAAUCUAUCACCCCAACAUCGACCUCGAAGGAAAUGUUUGUCUCAACAUUCUCCGAGAGGACUGGAAGCCAGUCUUGAGCGUAAACUCGAUCAUCUACGGCCUGCAGUACCUCUUCUUGGAUCCAAACCCGGAAGAUCCUUUGAAUCAGGAAGCCGCUGAGGUGCUUAGAACAAACCCCAAACAGUUUGAAACUAAUGUGAGGAGAUCGAUGCAAGGCGGAUUCGUCGGUGGCCACCAGUUUCACAGAUGCGUAUGAUCUCGGUUUCUCGGUCGACUUCUCGAUCGUUCUUGCUCGCUCGCUCGCUCGCUCGCUUAGGAAGGGAAAAACAAGGAUUUGUUUGGUACAAAUGGCUGCGAUAUACAGGGAUAUUUCCCAGUUAGUAUCUAUUAAAUUUUGACAUAAAGCAUUGUUCAAUGUACAAAAUUUGUUAAAUGGUU
This is a messenger RNA of Selaginella moellendorffii, 1024 nucleotides long. RefSeq names its product NEDD8-conjugating enzyme Ubc12. Lineage: Eukaryota; Viridiplantae; Streptophyta; Lycopodiopsida; Selaginellales; Selaginellaceae. Bases 288 to 842 code for a protein of 184 amino acids. The record is from RefSeq and is a predicted model, not a curated record. The transcript has 5 exons.